CAAACACGCUGCCUUUGAAGUGCGUCGGAAAGCCUUUCUCGGAGCUGCGUUCAUGCCUCCGAAGUCAUGGCCUCAUGAGGCAACAAGUCACUGCCUUGAGUUUUCGGACGCAGCGAGCCAGUGUCCUGGACAAAUGCGGCACUAUGCGAUAGCGCCUGUCGGGCUACACGCUUGCUUAUGAACUUAUGGAUAACUCUUUACUGUUUGCCGCUGGUUGUGUCAGCUCCUGUUAGCGUACAGGCCAACCAAACGACCCAAGAGGAGUUUGGAACAAAACGAGAGAGGAUCAAUUUGUUGUUGCAUUAUCUGGAUGGAGAGAUCUUCACGACAACAUUUAACUAGACCGAUAUUCUGAUCCUGCUUGUGUUUUACGCGAUGGAUAUCAGACUGGUAAAUGGAGCUAAUCGGUGUUCUGGAAGAGUGGAGGUUUUAUAUAAUGAUCAAUGGGGAACCGUCUGCGAUGCUGGCUGGGAUUUAGCAGAUGCUGCAGUGGUGUGUAGUAGCAUGGGUUGUGGGACUCCAAUAGCAGCAAAGACCGGACCUUUUUUUGGGCAGGGUUCAGGACCCGUGUGGCUGGAUGAUGUGAGUUGUUCUGGAAAUGAGCCAUCAGUGAAAAAUUGCCCAUCAAAGGCAUUAGGAACAAGCACCUGCAGCCAUGGACAAGAUGCUGGAGUCGUCUGUCGAGUUGUGAAUCUGGUUGAUGGCUCCAGUCCAUGUGAUGGUAGAGUUCAGGUUCUUUAUGAUGACUGGGGUGGAGUUUGUCACUCUGGCUGGGGUCUGGAAGAAGCCGUAGUUGUGUGUGAAGAGCUGGGCUGUGGUGACACUGGAGAGCUACAGUCAUAUGUGGGUCCAUUUGUUGGGCCCAUAUGGAUGGAUAAUCUCGCAUGUACUGGAAAAGAGUUGACAUUACGUAACUGUCCAUUUACUGGAAGUGGUGCGACCAGCUGUGUGAACGACCUUUAUGCAGGAGUUACAUGCAUCAAACUUGUGAGAAGAGGAGUGGUGAGGAUUGUGUUUACUGCUACGACUGGUUUUGACAUUAAUGACCCAAUCAACAGCAGGAUGCUUUUGAAUAAGAUACAGAAAGUGGUUCAAAGUAAAGGGGAUUAUAAUGUGAACUGGAAAACGCAGUCGGAUGGACAGAUAUUCCACAAGCAGAUGAACAGCUACAGACAGCCACAGCCUUGUGAAAGUUGAUGCUUACUCUCUCAAUAUACACUAUUUGUAUGUACAGUAAGUAAAUGAUAGGUAAAGUUUAUGGCUAUUAUGGGCUUUGAUGUAACAAAUAGAACCCAACAGAAAGCACUGUACAGUACAUUACACAAAAUAAGUGAAUCUGAUUUAAACAUUCCUUAGAAUUGACUAUAUGUACGGUUAUUUGUACCUGGUUUUAAGCCAAGUGAACUGUCAGCUAUUGGAUUUUAUUCUAAACUUGCUGCCUUCAAAAAGUUUGAAAAUUUAUGGGUGAAUUUAAUUUUACCAAGGGUAAACUGCUUUGCUUUUGUUCACUCAUGAAUU
Paramisgurnus dabryanus is the source of this 1518-nucleotide messenger RNA. RefSeq names its product scavenger receptor cysteine-rich domain-containing group B protein-like. The record is from RefSeq and is a predicted model, not a curated record. NCBI's taxonomy places the organism in Eukaryota, Metazoa, Chordata, Actinopteri, Cypriniformes, Cobitidae. Gene Ontology annotation, cellular component: membrane.